AUGGACCCCUUCUCAAUCCUCAAUCAAGUUGCCUCCGCACCAAACGCAUUCAAAGAAAAUGAACCCGGUUCACGAGAAGCACUCAUCGCACACAGCCACCUCGCUCGUGGUCGCACUCGAAAUCCCAAGCUAAAUCAUCCAGCGCACUUUCUGGACAGAGGUAAAAGGACCAGUUCCCAAUUCCAUACAACCUCCAACAGUGCAAUAAGGAACCUGACAUUCUCCCUACUUAUACCACAGCCCUCCCAGUCCGCAACAAUCCGACUUGCCGUGGGCGUGCGCCUCUUCCAGCAGCUUAAAGAAGCAGCCCCAACACGCCUCACCUCGGUAGCUCUGUCUGAGAAAACAGGCGUGGACGUCAACCUCCUGACCCGUUUAGCACGACACUUAGUCGCCAUGAACGUGCUCGCCUUCCAUUUAGGUGCGUUUCAUGCUACAGCGCUGAGCAACGGUCUCGUCGAGGAACGAUACCAGCACAGUAUCUUAUUCUGCUAUGAUGCCACGCGGCCAGCCUUCAACGGGCUCCCGGCUUACUUCAAGAAAAACGCAUACCAGUCUCCGACGCUGGCCGGCACGUAUGGACCCUUUCAGGAGGCACAUGGGAUGGAAUUACCGUUCUUUGAAUGGGUCGUUGCGAUGCCGCCACAGCUGAGACAUUUUAAUUCAUUUAUGACUGCCUACCGUGCUGGAAAAGCGAAUUGGUUUGAGGAGGGCUUUUACCCCGUUUACCAACGGCCGAUUCGCGGGUCUGAUGCGGAGAUUGGCGAGGCGUUGCUGGUUGAUGUUGGCGGUGGGCGGGGUCAUGAUGUUAUUGCUUUCGUGGCGUUGUAUGGAGAUCUGUCCGGGAAGGUUUUGCUUCAGGAUCGUGAGUCUGUUGUUGCACGUAUUUCGGAAUGUGCGGAGGGGAGGCCGUUCGAGGUGCAGGCUUAUGACUUCUUUACGCCGCAGCCUGUGAAGGGGGCAAGGGCUUAUUGUUUUCAUUCCAUUUUGCACGAUUGGUGUGAUGAAGAUAGUGUACGGAUUUUGAAGGAUGUGGUGCCUGCUUUGGACAGGGGGGUUUCACGGGUUCUCUUUAAUGGGAUUGUUAUUAGCGAGGAGAAGUCGACGCUUGCGGCUACGAGUAUGGACAUGAUGAUGUUGGCGCGUUUUUCGGCGAGGGAGAGGACGGAGGUUGAAUGGAGGGAGAUUCUGGAGAGAGUUGGGUUGAUGGUCGUUAGGAUUGUUACUUAUCCUGGUGUUUCGGAGAAUUUGAUCGAGGCUGAGUUGGCUUAA
Penicillium egyptiacum is the source of this 1272-nucleotide messenger RNA. The record is from the annotation of a GenBank genome assembly. NCBI's taxonomy places the organism in Eukaryota, Fungi, Ascomycota, Eurotiomycetes, Eurotiales, Aspergillaceae.